This is a messenger RNA of Girardinichthys multiradiatus, 2435 nucleotides long. Its product is annotated as rab GTPase-activating protein 1-like. The transcript has 8 exons. The record is from RefSeq and is a predicted model, not a curated record. Lineage: Eukaryota; Metazoa; Chordata; Actinopteri; Cyprinodontiformes; Goodeidae. Bases 1061 to 2107 code for a protein of 348 amino acids.
AUUGACCACAAAGGGACAAACGUGAAAAAAAAAGUAAAAAUCAAGGACAGAAGUGAAAAUCACCAACACUUAACCAUGUGAAAUGGGAAGUGAGAGUUGGAAAAAAAACAAUGCAUAUCUACAAUUUGAAAGAAAUGAAACUUCACAGCCAAACGAGAAGUUAAAAGAAAUUGCAUUGUCACGUUAAGGUGAGAAAAAGUGUGGGCUACUUACAGGUGGAGCAGCACAGACCUCCUAUUCUGCCGGCCUGUUUUGUUAUGCAUUGCCUCGCCUGCUGGACCUGUUUGCUUUUCCUGUCAGGUUGCUCAGCCCAUGACAAUAAUAGAGCUACUGCAUCAACACCACCUGGGAGAAAUAUCACAGAUGCCACUUCAUUUACUUCUUACACGCACAGCAGGGUUGACUUGACAAGUCUAGCAGGUUCACACAGCAGUGUGUCAGAGUGUGAAUAAAAAGGGGGGGUGAAAAGGAGAAAAAUAAAGUUCACAGCACAAAAACGUACUAUGUUUCCUUGUUAUCCCUACAUAAAUUAUUCUUUUAGCAGGUUGCUUGGUUAAAUUGGCCUUUAAGGGAUGUAAACUGUUGGAUUUGAUUGUCAGAGAAGAAGACAUGUGAGAUAAGAAAUGUAAACACAACUGUGGGUGUGUCCAAAGCUCUCUUUCCUUUCUCACACUGUCAGGUCGUAUAUAAACCCUGUUAAACCUGGUGUUGCCCACACACCUGCAACACACAUAUCCACUCUGCACUUCACCUGUGUCUGGUGUUGCUGUGUGAACAUUGUUCACCUUUGGACUUUAAACAAAGUUUCCUUCCUUCCGGGAAACUUGGACUUCAACCUCACCUUUGCUGUUUAAGCUCUCAGGUUGGCGCUGUCUUCUUCUGAGGGAGUAAAACUGGGGGACAGAUUCUUUCUGAACUAGUCUCACAUCUUGUGAGUCACUCAAGCGUCUACAGGUGGAUUAUCUUUGCUUUUCUGGUUGGAAUUGGAGGGGUGGAAGCGCUGCGACUGUUUCGGUCUGUGUGGGUGGGAGCUGUCCCAUUGGCCGAAAAUCUGGGCAAGAUGAUGCAGGAGGUGUCCUUGGUGACGGCCUAUGAUGCCCAUGCUUAUGAGCAGAUGAGUGAGGAGGAGAUCCUCGCCUGUCUGGUCGCUGAAACUGAACCUACGUUCAACGUCCCCACAAAGAAAGUGAAACUUGGGGCAAGUCGACUUCAAAUCAUGGACGAUGACCCUUUGGACGAAUACUUGAAAGAAAACCGUCGACUUCAGCAGGCCAGCCUUCGUCUGGAGCAGGAAAAUGAUAGUUUGGCCCACAGACUAAUCACCAGCAAGGUUGCAUUGAGGAAUGCUCUAGACAAGGCAGAGGACAGAGUGGAAGAGCUAACCAAAGACCUUCUUCAGGCCCAUCAUCAACUGCAGGCCACAGAAGAAGAGAAAAGAAGCAAAGAGGAAGAAGCUGCCAUGCAGAAGGAAGUGUUUCAGAGAGAGCUGGAGAGGGCUGAGCAGGAGAUUAAAAAAUAUUCUGGUGUCAUCUUAGACUAUAAACAGAUCUGCUCUCAGCUGACGUUGCGUCUGGAGAGGCAGGAGGCCGCCCACAGAGAGGAGUUGGAGGCACUCAAGAGCACAAUAGAGGCUUGUUCCCAAUGUCGACACAUUUCAGAAUCAAUCACGGCAGGCCAUAGCUCUGAAACAGCAAUGUCUAUGGAGGGCCUAGAGGUGACUGAACAAGGCAGGCAGGGGUUCAAUGAAAGACCCCCACGGGUAGACCGCAUUAGGGAGAACCAGGAGAAGGAGUCACUAAAGGCCCAGAUCACAGAACUGGAAAAGGAGCUGGCCCAGACUAAACUGCAAGUGGUGGAGACCAAAUGCAAGAUUCAGGAGCUGGAGCACCAGAAUGGAGUCCUAGCCAACGAUCUCCAGGAAACAAAAAACAACUGGAUCAGUAAGGCCUUAACAUCACUGCGGACCACCACGGGGGGACAUCACAGCAUUGGCAUGCACAGAGAGGGCCCUGCAACCCUGAAUUGGAACCUCCACACUUCCUCCCUUUCAGGAUGGACUCCUAAGAAGCUGUCGUGGCCUCACAAAGAACAUUCAAAAAAUGUUUGAAUGGCUGGACUGUGUGUGUGUAGAUAACAUUCAUUUGGAGGAUGAGGAACUUUAAAAUUCUACUAAAACCUGCACAAUCAUGAACUUUUAGGUACUGUGUAUACAAAAACUACUCUGUAUUUCCACUAAAUGGCAGCCUAAAGCACCAAAACUUGUCUGAGGAGAGUACCUUGGAGCACACGUGGUGUCACAGGGACUUUCUAUCAUUUUAAAGCAACUGUUGUUUAUUAAUGUCAUUAUGUAUUCUCCAUCUAUCAUGCACAUUUUGAAAUGACAAAUCUUUAUCUGUAAUUAUUUCAAAAUCAAUAAAGUUCAUGUGAUCUCCUCA